Messenger RNA from Lachancea fermentati, 2256 nucleotides. NCBI's taxonomy places the organism in Eukaryota, Fungi, Ascomycota, Saccharomycetes, Saccharomycetales, Saccharomycetaceae. The record is from the annotation of a GenBank genome assembly.
CUUCCUCUCGCUACGGCCUGCAGUACAGUGUUUGAUUCGCCCCACGAGUAUCUCGAGGAGAGCAAAAAGACACCGAAACGCUCGUUCCAGGCUCUGUUCAGUAUCAAUGCGUUACGAGAUCUUGAGCCGCGACCCAAAGAUGUCUUGCGAGACGCAGUACUCGGUAUUAUAGAUACCAUAUCCUACCAUCUAAUGGCAAUGGUGUAUAUCGCCUCGUGCGGACCGUACCGUUUUCCAGAGAUCAGGGUUUUGCGCGUUUCGGGCCCACAAAAGAACAUCUUUGUCGACGAUAAGCUGCGGCGGAUCCAAGUUCUGACUAACUACACGAAAAACGGCAGCAACAAGCCGCUAGCAAAGGAGCUAGACAAGAAUACUUCGGACUAUUUGUUCUACUUUCUCACCGUUAUCAAGACCAUUCAAAUCUCGCUGCUUGAAGAUUACGACCAAGUGUCACAGGACAUCUUUGGAGAGAGUGUAGACGGGGUUGAGGCGCAUCUGUACAGCGACGGACUGCAGGAUAUGACGCCGUAUGAGCUAUCGCAGCAAGUUAUUCGCCAGUUCGUUUUUGUAGACAUAGCAAUCGCCAAGCUUUGUGAGUACUCUAAAUUCAAGAAACUAUUGAUGCUGUACCCGUCAAACAUUGCGAAAAGACAGCGGCUUAACUUUCGAAGUAUGCGACACGGAAUGAUCGGACUGCUUCGUGACUAUGUCUCACAGCACUAUAAUAGCGAGCAUCACCAACCAGAUACGGAAAUAAUCGAAACUAUGGCUGGCCAUAGCGCCCAAACGGGACUUAAAGUGUAUGCGGUGGACGAAACACGCCUUAGUGAAAUUGCUCAGGAACAGAUCCUGAUCAGCAGAGCGUACGUGAAAUAUCUUGCCCUGGAGGAUCUGAAAGGCAUUAGAAAGACAGAAGAGACGCGUGUAGCAAAACCGGUGGUAAAUACAUGGCAUCCGCGUACUUCCAUGAAAAAGCUACGGUGUGCAAUACAAGCAGUGUAUGGAGUAGGAUUUCAGUUUCGUGGUGAGCAGCAGACCAUCUGUCAUGACAUAUACAUGUCAGGCUCGCAGGUUAUUGCGGUUCAAGCGCUCACAGGCUUUGGGAAGACAGCCGUGUUUCAGUUGCCGCUCGUAGCGAUGCGGGACGAAAACGCGGUGUCGUUUGUAUUUGUACCGUAUACAGUUCUGCAAUCAGAUCUGGAACAGCGGCUAGCCAAAGGCGGGCUUAAGGUCGGCCGAGUCAAAGCGUUGCUCGACAACCCAUCGCGCGGCAGCCUUUGCAAUGCGUAUGUCGGGACCUUCAACGAUCUCGGGCGAAAAGAGUUUGUGGAGCUGCUUCUAACAUGGGAUUUUGAUACUCAACUUGGGAUGCUGGUGAUUGAUGAGUUCCAUAACUUGGUCUAUGAGGAGUAUCGCGCCAGUGCAUUCAAGCUUAUUCCUAACGUGCCGUUUCAUAGCUUCUGGAAGGUAGUGCUUCUCACAGCCACCGCGGGUAGGUCACUAGACCAUGCGUUGAGCUUUCUACCGCUGGAGGAACUAGAGGUGUCGGACUGGAACCUAGUGAAGCAACCCGCGGUAUCCCAUGUGAAGAAGCGGUUCUUUGAGGUGGCAGACCCCAUCGCAAUGGCGUUUCGGUACCUUUCCAAUCUUCCAGAGAGGGCCAAGGCAGUGCUUGUAUUUCGUACCAAGGAGGAGCUGGCCCAAGCAGACGCGCUGCUAAAAAUGCCGCAUGAGAUGGUGCAUGGGGAAUUGAAGUCAGAAGAAAAGCUUUGUCGCAUGCAGAGAUUCAUUAACAGUCCGCUGUUACCUGUGCUCAUGGGCACAAAGCUUGUGACCGAAGGCAUAGAUGUGAAGGAACUUACGCUCGUGUUGCUGGUUAACUACCUACCCCCUGUAAUCGAGUAUAUUCAGGCAGCGGGGCGGCUGCGUAAUGGCGGUGACUGCGUGGCGUUGUUCAAGCGAGAAGCCAUAAAGGAGGAUUCUAUCAGCCACAGGUGUCCCACACGCGAUAUAUGUACCUUUUAUGGACUGCCUUUUAUGGGCCAUGCCAAUUGCUGUAUGGAGACUACGGACACGUCACAAGAAAUGAGCUCUACAAAGAGGUUACAGAAUGCUGCUGAGGACGAGGAGCCUGAAAAGUCGAAAUUACCUCCGGCAAAACGACGAGCACCCGAUGAGAUGGCCACACAACAACGAAAACUCAUGCAGGAGUUUGAGGGAUGCCGAGGUGUGCUCCAGUAUCUGGGUGUAGACCAG